Molecule: messenger RNA, 345 nt
Organism: Helobdella robusta
Lineage: Eukaryota; Metazoa; Annelida; Clitellata; Rhynchobdellida; Glossiphoniidae
Exons: 2
Coding region: 1-345 (114 amino acids)
Source: RefSeq, a predicted model, not a curated record
AUGUAUACAAGAUUUGCGUGUAGUCAAAGCGUGCAAAAACCGUACCAAGAACUGAAUGGUGCCAGGGAAAUUGCGACGCAAAUGGUUCCCCUGGGGCACCAGGUCCAACCCCAGGUGUAUUUAAAAGGCCUUGUUUCAGUAACCAGUUCUCUACUGAAGUUGACACAAAUUUCCCGUGGUACUCGUGGGACUAAAAUGAAGACAACAAAGUUCACUGAAAAAAAUGGAGACAUCAUUGAUAACAGGGAUCACGCUCAACAAGAAGCACUAGACCCAAAUGCUGAAAUGAAGCGAAUAAAUAACUGGGAACAAUUAAGCCAGCUUAUGAUGGGCUAUUGGACUUAG